GCGAGAGAUCAAAUAUGGCGGCGUUAAGGAGCUUCGGAUCGUGGUCUUCACUUUGUAUAAAAGCUUCAAGCGCGUCGAAUUAUCUUCAUAACACGACGGUGCAACGUCGGUACGCUCAAGGUGUUGUUCAAUCCGCUUCCUUUUUGAUGCAACAACGGGAGAGAAAAAGGAAAAGAGACCAUAAAAAAAAGAAACCUAAAAUAAAUCAGUGGAUAUAUAAGAAUAUCCCUGGAAACUUGAAGCUAAGAAGUACAUAUACAGAUUGGCCAUCUGUUUUCACUGGACCCCAGUCAUAUAAUCCUGCUACAAUUCCUGUUCUCUUCAGAAUGGGACGAAUGAAACACAACAAAUAUGGCCAAGACCGUCCCAAAGGAGCAAUUGGAAACAUAGAACUAUCCAAGAUACCAACCUUUUUUCACUUGGCUCCUCCUGCUGUUGAAAGACAGUGUCAGGCUCUAAAGUCAUUAUGUACUGAAUGGCCAAGCAACCUUGACCACUCAAGUGUACCAUUGCGAGUAACAACCAAAAAUUACUUAUUUGCUGGACCAUCACUUCAUCAUCCAGGAUCAAGAGUGGUCAAACUUCAGGUUUACUUGAGAGAUCUGGUUCUAGAUGAUCAUGCCAGAAAGAAGUUGAUUGAACUGGUGGAGGAUCGCUAUGAUCCAGAGACUGAUGAGCUUACAAUUGUCACAGACAGAUGUCCAACAAGGAAACAGAACCGGGAUUAUGCCAUGUAUUUGCUAAGCGUACUUUAUCACGAGUCUUGGAAAACCGAACCAUGGGAAGCUGAGGCGAAUAAAGAAGAAGCAGAAAGCGACGACGAAGAUGAGGAAGAAAUAAUGCAGUUGAAAAAGAAACCCAAAAAACCAAGACCCUUAAAGCUUAUUAACGGAGAAUUGUACAGGGUCAACAAGUUCGGGAAAUAUUUUAAACUGUUUAUAAACGAAAAAGACUAGAAUGGAAGAUUAGAACGAGAGAACUUUUAUCCACUCGGUUUUCUUAAAGUGCUUGCAACGAAUGCUUUUGUACAAAUGUGUGACUUCGUUUGAAUCACCAUGCAAUGCGUGGAACAGAUUGCUUUAUCACCUGGGAAGAAUUCCAGUCUUCAGGUGCACUGAGAACACUUUUGCAACUGAUGAUAGAAGAAUGGAAGACUCGGAAUAUACCAAUGGUCGAUGUGGCAUUGGAAAACUAACUGAGAAUUUUACCGGAACGAAUUGGAAAAAUCGUAGAAGAGUGUCAACAAUUAUUUUAUUGUUCUUUUUCUCUGAUAAGAUUGACUGUAGAGCGGGAGAGGAGAAAUAAUAUUUUUUCUGAAUAUGUACUUUUUAUGGCGUUUUUUGUCUUAACCCCAUCUUAGGGAAGAAGGAGGUGAGACUACAAGCAGUGUCCGUGCACGAAUCAAGACAGAUUCGCUUGCAUUUUAUCGUUGCAAGCUGCUCUACUUAAAAUCGGUCAAAAUACCGCUUCGCUAAAAUGAAAGGCACAAACGCUGGAAGUGAACAUGCAGCUCUAUAGUAAAAUAGACCUCUCGUCUUUUUUGAGACAACAGCUUCAGUAAAACACUGAACACUUUUCUUCCUAUGACCGUAACUCUUAAGUUUUUCUUCAGUGUCGGGGGUGUCUCCCUUCUUUCCAGCCGCGCUAAGCUUUCGUGUGGGAACGAGUUGUGUGUCAUCGCUCACGAGGAGUAAGCCUUGUACCAAACAGCAGAUUCCAACGACUGAGCAUUAAAUGAGGUUUUUAACCUAAUGGUUAACGGCGUAUUAAGCAGUUUUCAAUUGCGUCGAAAGUCGUCCGCUGUUGGAUUUGUUUUGCUUUACAUCACUCUGUGAUUGGUUAAGAAAACUCGUACCUUUCUCUCGACCAAUCAGAUGUAAAAGAAAAGCUGGCUUUUUCUUCGCUUUUAGAAUAGUUUGCUUUGUGUUUGCUUUCUUUUUCUCUGAUUGGCUGUUGUGAUUAAUUUGGUUUUGAUUUUACGACACUCAAUGAAAUCUAAUCUAUCGUUUGAGCACUGAUUGUAAGGAGUUUCACCGACGUAAAUUAAAGUAUUCAGUAAAGUCAUAAUAGUACUUCCAGAGUGAGUAAAAGAUCUCAAUAAAACCAAGUAUCGAGGG
Messenger RNA from Pocillopora verrucosa, 2117 nucleotides. The record is from RefSeq and is a predicted model, not a curated record. NCBI's taxonomy places the organism in Eukaryota, Metazoa, Cnidaria, Anthozoa, Scleractinia, Pocilloporidae.